This is a messenger RNA of Cyphellophora europaea CBS 101466, 1899 nucleotides long. RefSeq lists its product as uncharacterized. NCBI's taxonomy places the organism in Eukaryota, Fungi, Ascomycota, Eurotiomycetes, Chaetothyriales, Cyphellophoraceae. The record is from RefSeq and is a predicted model, not a curated record. Bases 1 to 1899 code for a protein of 632 amino acids. The transcript is spliced from 2 exons.
AUGCCGCUCUCGUACAACCCUAGUGAUGGGGCACGGCCAGACGGAUUCUGGGGCCCCAAGUAUCUGUCUAAUCGAGACAUCACUGGACAGGCACCUAUUGAUAAGACGACAUUUCCGGGUGUCUAUGUUACUUCUGCCUGCCAUCCUGAUGGUGUCUAUGAUCGCGACUCUUUCGAGACAUGCUUCUCGAAUCUCAUCGCUGUCGGCUUCCGGAGACUAGUGAUCGACUUGUACUGGGAUGCCAGUAACGGCUUCUUUGGCCUCUGCCCUGUGGAGGUUCCGGACAUAGGCAACAACACGGUCAGCGCCCAGGCAAAUGCUGAGAUGACAUCACCACCCACUCUAACACCACGCUCCGUCUUCGAAUAUGUGCAAGACAGCUUCGCAAGGCGCCAGGAUCAGUCGGUAAACGCUACAUCCUCAAAUACAACCAGCAGCGGCGGCGGCGGCGUCACCAGCACAGCAGCGCCUUCUCCCUCGUCUGAUGUCACGACUAGUGACGGACCUACAGGAGCUACCUUGAUCAACCUUGGCCCUUUCAGGUGCAGUCCCGACCUGGAUUUUGGAUCAAUCAUCGACAUUAUUGAGGAUUACGUGGAUUCGAGCUCCGACGGUCCAGCUGCCACUCUGCAGAUCCUGCAGUUCAACCUCCACAGCGCGAGAUCUGCGGCUGAUCCGGAAGGAGCGCCUCAAAACAUUUCGUCGGAAGCACUGCCAACCACACAAGAGCUUGUUGGAUGGCGCUUCGCUAAUGAAAUGGGCGCACAGUUGUACAGCCCGCGGGAUUUGGAAGCGGACCGGUCCAACAUGAACUUGUCCUGGUAUGAGGUGCGCGUGCAAGAAAGGCUACCGAUGACGGGGUACUUUCACACCACGACCUCUUCGAGUGGCGUGGUCUCGACAGAUGACGGCUGGCCGAGCGAGCUAUAUCUGCUUUUGACGAGCCUCAGACGUUUGAUCCUUACCUGGGGUGUCAUCGAUUCAGAGAUGGAGGGAUACAAUUUCACUGGAGAUAGCAGACAUGUCUUUGCUCCCGGCAUACUUUCCGAGUCACGCGACUUGGGGCAGGACUCCGAGGGAGUGGUGACCUCUGGCUGCUUCUACAGCGACCGAGACAAAGACCCUGCGCAAGUCAAUAACACCUGGGCCAUUGCCGCUUUGAACAAUAGUCGGUCCGCAUCGCAAAGCUUCCUUCAGAACAUCACCUCCUGUGGCGUGUCACCUCUUCUCAAUGACACGUUGAAUGGCCAAUCUGCGGCAUCGGCUUAUCUUGACUACCAGCGUUACGUCGAAUCAACGAUCAUCGGCUGGGCAGAUGGUGAACCCAGAAAUGGUUCUUCUCCUGGUGUCGACGCUGAUAGGGACCAAGACCAGUUUCGUUGCGUAGUUAUCGAUUCAACGGACAAUUACCGUGGAAAGUGGCGGGUUGUCAGCUGCCAAGGCCAGUAUCGAGCAGCUUGUCGCAUUGGUGGUCAGCCAUACAACUGGCGGUUAACUAGGACGGAAACGGACUUCACUGGGGCGCCUGAAUCGUGCCCAGAAGGCAGCAGUUUCGACGUACCAGUAUCGCAACUGGAGAACACCUAUCUCUACGAACACAUCCUUGCCGACACCGAGAAUCAGAGCGACAGCUCACUGCAGAGGGGCGUCUGGAUCAAUCUCAACGCUCUAGACGAGAUGAAUUGCUGGGUGACAACGGGUCCCAAUGGCACCUGUCGCUAUCAACGAGAUAGUCAACAAGAGCGCAAUAGACAGGUGCUCAUUCCGACGAUCGCAGCACUCAUUAUUCUAAUCCUCACUGCCCUGACCAUCUUGGUCAAAUGCAAUGUCAACCGACGCAACAGCAAGAGACACCGUAUCGGUCCCGGGGGCUGGGAGUACGAAGGCGUGCCUUCAUGA